CUUGAUGGCCCAAUGCAUGGCUUUUAGCAUUUUUACAGAUCUAAAAAAGAGUGCUGUAACAUAGACGUCCGCGCACGCGCUAGAUUCACAAGAAGCUGCAGACUGGCAAGCCUUGACCUGCUACUGAAACCCACACCCAAAAAUACAGGCCUCGCGCAAUAUGUUGAUCUUGAAUUUUGUCUUUCGGCGUUUUGAAUAAAUUCUUUUCCACCCAGUAGAAUUGAUUCGUCCCUGAUUGACAUGAUUGCAUGACUCAGUUGUAGAUCUAGUACUCCACGCUGAGUUGUCUUCGUAGUUAUACUCAUUCAUGUAGAAGUGAUUGUGAUAUCCAUUCUACGGGUCUGAAGUAAAAAGCCAAAAUUCAUCCCAGAAUGUUGUCUCCAGCUGCAGGAGCAGGCGCAGCUGCACCUGGUGCAGAGAAAAGUGACGUCACCGGCUUCAUCAAGGUCGAAGCACGGAAUAUGGUCUCUGGCGAGCUGCUGUACUUGGACAAAGUUGCUGCAAAUGUGACAGUUUACGAAAUGAAGCGCAUGAUUGCAAUAAAGCUGUCAGCCGAUCCUGAGCACAGCGGACCCCCGAUUCCAGCAUGCUUGAUUCAUAUGGAACGUGAUGUCAAAAAUGGUCGUUCCACGACUGGUACUAGGAAAAAACAAGAAAAGGCGGGGAUGCACUCCUCAAAGUCUUCUCGAAAAUUGGUCUCGGGCGAGGACAAAUCCCUUUUGCCUUUUUUGGGUUUAUCUGUUGAGGAGCUAUUCCAUGCGGAAGAUAGCCAGGAGUUAGACGAUGCGCCGAUCAUCAAACUUUGCUACCUCGUGGCGCAACCGAAGUGGCAGUUUCCGGAAAGUUUGCAACAAAAGGACGCAUUGGCUGAGGCCUUGUUGCAAGCACAGGACGUAUUUAGUGAGGCCUUGUUGUUGUCCAGGGAUUGGGAUACGUCCUCCAGGGUGACAAAAGUAAGUGGCGCGUUUUUCCGAACAUGUAAGCGGGAAAUGGAGCGGGAAGACGGUGAGGCCGAGUGCAAGAUAUUGUACUAUUUUUCGUACGAAACCCAGGGUGAAGACUGCGACUGGAAAGAAUGGAGGCGCAAGCUGAUACUUGAUCACUGGGCCCUGCGCGCCGCGCACUCUUGGCCGAGACUGUUCCGAAGUAAGCAGAAAGAGCUAACAGACUUCAUGGUCGCUCACCGUUACGAGCUAGCGUCGCAUAUGCGAUUUUCUCUGCUCAGCAUUCAGGAAGCACUCAACUUCAUCGGGCCGAAAGGAGUGCAGCGCAUUCUCGUGACAGAGCAGGCGCCCCAGAUGCAAGUGCAUGGAAGUGAAGAAGAUGAUCCAGAUCCUGAAGUGCGCUACAGGAGGGCCAAGAAUGGUUUUGGAUAUCUAGGACGCACGCUGACGGAAGAUGAAAAGGGCCCCUACCCUUUUCGCGGCGCACUCCUUCACUGCAUUCUUGCUGGCAAUUUAGUAUUCGCAAAUGGCGAAAUGAAUAGCCAACAUGAAGAUCUCCCUUUGGAGGCAUGCGCGACAAAUAAAGUCAUAUCGGUGCUUCGCACAAUGGUGAAUUGGUUCCCCGGUGACAUUUUUGAAGAUGAAGUGCUGGGGUCGACGGCGGUGGGACCCUUGCACGAUCUACGCAACUACCGUCGCAGAGAACAUAGACAAAUUAGGCUUCUUCUCAUCGAUGUGCUGCGAAAAGGGGAAAAGGGCACCGCGGAAAUGAUGAAAAGCCUCGGCUUUGAGGCCGUGAAACGUAUCGCGCGCGCGGAGGUAAAGCACGCCAAUAUUAAGGCCAGUUUUUCAUCACCAUCCCAUGUGGAUUUUAACGGGAAAACAAGGGAGGAACGAAAAGGGUAACCGCAACUCACUCACCAAGGCGUGAUGAAAAACUACAACUUUUAAGAUUAGCCCAUCAAACUGUCCCUUUUUUCUGGCAGCAUGCUUAGCCAUAUCUCGUGGACUUCUUUCGCCCGAUGAGAAUGAUGAGGUGGGUCGCGCCGACAUAUGGCUGCCAAUACUCGACUUGCACGAAUUAGCUCGAAAUCCAGAUUGGUUUCCAGCAGAUAUUUGGAAAAGGGAAAACAACAGUGGAAGAAGCAAAAGAGAAGUGUACAGAUUCUGUUGCCAAAAGAAAGAGGAGUGGUUCGGCGAAGUUCUACGAUUAAGUAAGAACAUGAAGGUCAGGUUCUGAAGUUCCGAAUGGUGACUGCUACAGUAUAACUCUUGAAGACAUUCAGGUACCUUACUCCUUUCACCUUUCUGAACCCGAGCAAGACAUGCGAGAAUUACGGUGCUGUAUUUUAUUUGAACCAAUACUAGUGCGUUAUUUUUUUCGACUCUGACCGUGACCCCGCACGACAGUGAUUUGAUUUAUGCGCGGCCUACGCAUCCAGCAAAUAGCUCUUUUUCAUCAAGCACCCGCAACUUCAUCUGCAAUAUUCAUUGACAUAUUGCUACGUUUGAACAACUAGCACAGUGUCAGUGGUGCUGGUGUUUUUGCUUUUUCUGGCACUUAGGUUUAGGUAAACAACGCUAUCGAUACAUAACCCUAUCAUAAUUUAUGGAUACUCUAUCUCUAGUAACUAUAAGUAUAAUAACUACGUCAAUUACGCAGGCACUUUCAAGCAAGACCAAGUCAAGCUACCACUACCUCAACAUUCGCAAUCCGCAAACCGAACGAGUCUAAAUCAUACUAGUACGUCCUACUUAUAUUUUAUAUUGUUUGUAAGUACUUACUACUUAGUGUUAGUGGUCUAAAAAUCACUCGUCUAAUAAUUUUACUACAACCCAUGAUCAUCUUCUUCAUCAUAUCGUCGAACCCAGCGCAUUUUAUUCUGAUUGAAAUGAUCCAUCGUCAUACGAUCACAGUAUCUACUUCUGAUGUAGAAUCAGUAUCAACUAAAGGGGAAGGGGAUCAAGUAGAAGGCGUCCCCUUCAUCCUGGUUUUGGCGUCUUCCACUUUGAGAGCCUUGACGAAUGAAGUCUUGGGAGACGCAGUCUGACGCAUUCCUGAGGGACGCAGGAUGAAGCUCAAUAAUUGCAGCGUUCCUUAAAUAAUAUAAAGCAUGGUGAUGGCUGAUGGUCGUGCACACGACUCGUAUCAUUAGAGAAUGAAGAUGAACAUUGGUGAUUCGUGAA
Molecule: messenger RNA, 3131 nt
Organism: Amoebophrya sp. A25
Lineage: Eukaryota; Dinophyceae; Syndiniales; Amoebophryaceae
Source: the annotation of a GenBank genome assembly